AUGAAAAUCGACAAGAAAAAUCAUCCAGUGUGCUGGUAUUGCAAAAGGUAUUUUGAUGAUGAAAAAGAUUUAGUCUUACAUCAAAGGGACAUGCACUUUAAAUGCCCUCACUGCAAAAAGUCGUUGAAAACGGCGCUUGGCAUGGCCAAGCAUGCUAAAGAUAUCCAUAAUAAAGUUAUUACGACGGUUAAUGAUGAAAAACGAAAAAAAAUUAAAACCAAGGAGCAACUUGCUCAACAUCAAACAAUGAUGCAAAAUGUUCCAACAGCGGAUCAAUCUUCUGGUUAUAAUGCACAACAUAAUAUACCUCACCAGCACAGUCAGUUUCUUCAUCGCUUUAAUUUAGAUCAACCAUAUUUAAUUAUUUCUCCAUACCGACCGGGUCAAAUAUCUGGUGUCAGUCAACCACCUGAAGGACAGAUUCAACCAUUUACAACGGGAACAUCGGCGAUUUAUUCGAAUAAUAAUAUUGCUCCUGUAUCUCAAAUUUACUCAGUUGGAAUACUUCCAUCAGAUCCUUCCGAAACGAAUACAGAUGAAACUAUUUUGUUUAGUGCGACACAAAAUGCCACUUCACAAACAAAGUUACCUAACAUCGAAAUUUUAUUCAGAGAAAAUUUGCUUUUGAUGGUUCGUUAUAAUGAUGAAAAGCUCAAUCAAAGUUAUAAAGCUUCUUCCGUUGGCGAUGAAGUUUCGAUGGAAGAGAAUCAUGACCAAGCUUUCGAACCGCCAGCCCGUUUCCGUGCUGUAAAAUAUUAUGAAGUGUUAUGA
This is a messenger RNA of Funneliformis geosporum, 771 nucleotides long. The record is from the annotation of a GenBank genome assembly. NCBI's taxonomy places the organism in Eukaryota, Fungi, Glomeromycota, Glomeromycetes, Glomerales, Glomeraceae.